AUGAUAGGUUUGCUGUUGAAUACUAUAACUGCUGUUGUCGAUAUAUUCAAGCCGAACCCGGGUGGCUUUGCCAAUUUGGUCCUCUUAGCUGAACCCGUAUUCCCUGCCCUCAUUGUUCAAGUCGACGUCUCCUCUUUCACUCUCUCCAUGUGUAAUCCCAAAACCGUCCACAAACAUGUUUGCGGCCACUACGUCCUCGACCGGCCUGAAAACGGCUGCGCGAAAUCAACACGCAGUAGGCACAGUCCGCUAAACUAUGACUUCGAUGUACGCGCUCCCUGCGAGGCCCUCAUGUAUGAGCCUCUAGCAUCCGGGGAUUUCCGAAAUGAAUGCUAUUUUGAGGGCAAGAGGAUUCGAAUACAGGUGUACUUCAGCCCUGUCUUUUGUUACGCGGAGGAUCAAAAGUGGAAGAAAGAGGAAGCAAAGGAGAAAAAGGCGGCAGCGCCGAGGUUGGGAUUGAAUGAGGAUGGUCCGAGUAGUAGUGGGGUAUCGAACGAUACGCUUGCGAAACCGAGGGAAGUUGAGAAGAAACCAGAAUGUUACAAUGUAUGGGAAUGGUGCACCGGUAAUAUACUCUGGGCUAUUUUGUUCCCAGCUGUUGAUCUUUGUCUGAGAGGUACAGCAUCUGUUCGCACUGCCGGGCUGGAAGAGCUGUUCAAUAUCAUAACAGACCAUGCGAAGCCUGUACUUCUCAGAGUCGCCAGCAGCAGGACUAAUUCCAUCCCAGAACGAGCCGUCGGAGAACUCAUGGGUUUCCAGAUUUGCCAAUUGAGUCCAGGAAACAAGAGACUCCGAGGAAUAACAUCUCUUGUGACUAUGGAAUGUCAGGUGUUGCAGAUUGCAGCUAUCAAGUCGGUAGCUCCCCAGCUCUUUGCAAAACGCAUAAACGGUGCCAUCCACCUAGAAGUCAAGCCUACAUGCCUGGUGUUCCGUUACGAUGCCGCGAAUAUCGAGCAGAUUGAGCCCCUGCCAGUCCUCAAGUUACCACGCAACUAUCUUCCUUCCAUCCUGACAUAUGCGACUGUAGCUCCGAUGGGAAUAGGGUUGAAGUGGGUAAAUUGUGGUUGCUUGAUAGUCAUGGCGAAAUUAGAUUUGAAGGUUCUCAUCGAAGGACCAAUGCUUGAAGCUGGAUGCGCAUGGGCUUUGGAUGUUCCAAGGUUAGAUGUUGAGACGCCGCGAAUCACGAAUGUAAAGGAACCGGAUUGGGACAAGCACUCACUCACGCCAAAACUUAUCGAAUGUCAUGUUGAGUCGACGCUCAAACAACGCAUGAUGCACGAACCAGGAUCCUUACCCUUAGCAUCACAAAACACGGUGGGCAAAACAAAUCUCACGUUUCAGCUUGCAGCUUCACCUCUGCCGACAGGACCCUCUACGUCACACUACACUUCCACAUCAACCAUCAAAUAA
Molecule: messenger RNA, 1410 nt
Organism: Lindgomyces ingoldianus
Lineage: Eukaryota; Fungi; Ascomycota; Dothideomycetes; Pleosporales; Lindgomycetaceae
Exons: 11
Coding region: 1-1410 (469 amino acids)
Source: RefSeq, a predicted model, not a curated record